UUCUUCUUCUUCUUCUUCGGCCUCUUCGCCGUCAAACUCGGGGUCGUCGCUGCCAUCUUCCUCACCGGAAGACCCAAGAAGUACUUCGGCGGGAUACGCAACCUCGCAGGCAGCGUUGUCGCAGACGACCACUUGGAAAUGGGAGCCGCCACGGUACUUGAAUAUCAGAGAAUGGCGAGCGCCGAUGGAGUAAAAGCUCAGAAACUCACCAAAUCCAGAGUCGAGCCACACUAUUGGUUGAACCGCGGGAGGUUCUCGUCAUCUUCUCCGGUGAAGUUCCGACCAAAAGCAGCCAUUUUCCCCGUCUAGUCUUUUCUCCCCCAGCGGUAGAGAGUUUGGAAGAAGAAUGGAAAACAGGAGAGAAUGCGGGAGAGGAAGAAGAAGAAGGA
Molecule: messenger RNA, 389 nt
Organism: Linum tenue
Lineage: Eukaryota; Viridiplantae; Streptophyta; Magnoliopsida; Malpighiales; Linaceae
Source: the annotation of a GenBank genome assembly